AUGCCGGGCCAGAUUGUGAGUAUACCGUUCAUCUCGCAGAUCGAGGAUAUGGAUAAAUAUCUGCUUGAGUAUCGUGCGCUGAAGAGUAUGCCUGCGGGCGCUGGGUUUGGCCAGGGCGGGACUUUCCGUCAAGGAAACCGGGGCCCAGUGGGUGGCCGUAAACGGGCUGGGGGAUACGAAAAACGCUUCCAGGUGGGAGCUGGGAAGUACGGGGGGCAGCCACUGGCGGGUGGACUGCAGCAGGGAUAUCCUGCCGCAACUUACCCUCAGGUAUUCUACGGAGGAAAGCUUGGUAGCGGCGGAAGCAGCGGGUCGCUGCCGCUGAUGGCGCAGCAGGCGUCGGCGCAGGCAUUCCUCGCAUCAAGCUCUUCCUCGGGUUCGACGUCACCGCCGCGGCUGCAGUCCACAAUAAGCGGUAGUUCAACGAUUAACUCACUCGGCAGCGACUUCGGAGAAUACCCCUCUAUGGUGAAUGAGCUCAGUAAACAGUAUGACUCUAUCGGUUUCGGGCAGGGUUCUGGUGGAAGCCCCGGUGUGAGCAACUUUAACAUUGGCUCACCGUUCACUCAAUCGAGCACACCACUCGUUUCGACGGCGGCAACAAAUGGCGAAUUCAUGCAUGCGCUGCCUUCCUCGCUCCUGGGCGAUACGUCGGUAAACAGCAAUAUUUCAUUGCUAGCAGGCACUAGGUCCCUUUCAACGUCGGUAUUUCUGUCGAAUCAGUACCCAUCUUCCUCCAGCCAGUCCGCCUUCACCAUGCUACCUGGUAGCAGCUCUACUUGGGGUACAUCGCAGACCGUUGCUACAGGCACAACGGGCGCCAAUCAGUCGAACUCUUCGAGCACUUCUGGUUCUCUCCGUAUCUGGAAUAAUGACAUGAGCGUUUGGGGAUAG
Molecule: messenger RNA, 894 nt
Organism: Eremothecium gossypii ATCC 10895
Lineage: Eukaryota; Fungi; Ascomycota; Saccharomycetes; Saccharomycetales; Saccharomycetaceae
Exons: 1
Coding region: 1-894 (297 amino acids)
Source: RefSeq, marked provisional